CUUUAGUUUACGUUAGUGUCUUCGGUAAUAUAGUUUUUGUGUUAGUGCUUAGGAAAUGGCUGCUUUGGAUAAGUCUUCAAGCUGUCGUAGUGUGUCUUCCCACAAGGUUUUCCCCAGCCAUGAAUCUAUGAUCUUCCAAAAAUCACAGAGUGUUCGCUCCAGUAGCCAUUUCUGUGAUUUGGAAAUUGAAGGCGAUGAAGAUGACGUUGAGCAACAGACUGAGCUGGAUGCAAUAAGCCUCUAUAGUUUCCCACAAGAGGAUAACCUUGUCCCACCGCCCACUUUUAUCAAAGUUCCUUCCAAGAAGCCAUCACAAGCACCCAAGCCGGGUGAAUCCCGUAUGUGGGUGAUACUGCUGGAUCAGGGUCUUUUUACUGUUUACAAGCGUCUAUUCCUUCUCUCCCUUGCACUCAAUUCAACUGCCUUCAUUUUGGCUGCCACCGGUCAUUUUCCAUACGCUAGGAAAGAAGCUGCUCUUUUUUCAGUAGGGAAUAUUCUAGCAUUAGUAUUGUGCCGAAACGAGGCCUUUCUUAGAUGCGUGUUCUGGGUAUCAGUGAAGGUUUUAGGAAGGUCAUGGGUUCCACUCCCUAUCAAGAUCGCCACAACAUCGUUCCUUCAGUGCUUAGGAGGAGUUCACAGCGGCUGUGGUAUUUCCUCCAUCAUGUGGUUGAUUUAUUCCCUGUUGCAAACUUUUCCUCACCCUGAGACCACCUCCCCGGUGAUAAGAGGCGUGGCAUGGGCCAUACUGGGGCUUCUGGUGAUAAGCUCACUCGCAGCAUUCCCUCUGGUCCGACACUUACACCACAAUGUCUUCGAAGGAUUCCAUCGUUUUGCGGGCUGGAUUGCUCUCGCUUUGCUUUGGGUUUUCGUUAUACUCACUGCCGCUUACACUCCUGCCCACAAAUCUUACCAGUUGCGUGGCUCGGAACUUGUCAAGAAGCAGGAUUUCUGGUUCACUAUAGUCAUCACCUUUCUCAUAAUCCUGCCAUGGCUAACAGUGAGGAAAGUUCCAGUGCAAGUAUCGUCUGCUUCCGGUCACGCUAGUUUGAUAAAAUUCUCCGGCGGGAUCAGAGCGGGCCUUCUCGGGCGCAUCAGUAGAUCUCCACUCUCAGACUGGCAUGCGUUUGGAUUAAUCUCCGACGGGAAAGAUGAACACAUGAUGCUCGCCGGAGCUGUGGGAGAUUUUACUAAAAGUUUGGUAUCUGAUCCGCCAAAAUAUUUGUAUACUCGUUGUGUUAAAUUUGCAGGGCUGCCUUAUCUGAUAAACAUGUACAAGAAAGUGGUUGUGGUGGCCACAGGGUCGGGCAUCUGUGUGUUUCUGUCUUUCUUGAUGCAGGCUUGCCCAGCAGAGGUGUAUGUCAUUUGGGUGGCCAAAGAGAUGGAGAAAAACUUUGGAGGGGACAUUGUGAAAUGGAUCAAGAGCUACCCUUAUGAAAAGAGGAUUAUUCACGACACAGCUUUUCUGGGUCGUCCAAACGUACCGCAGAUGACAGUGGAAGCAGUGAAAAAGUGGGGAGCAGAAGUUGUGAUAGUGACGAGUAAUCCGAGUGGGAGCAGAGACGUGGUGAAUGGAUGCAAAACCGCGGGAAUUCCAGCUUUUGGUCCAAUAUGGGACUCUUGAUUUCAUCUUUGUAUUAAGCAGCUUAUGUCCCUACAUAUAGGUAGAAUUAUCUUAGAAAUAGAGGCAAAACAAGUAUGGCCCUCUAGGUCUUUAAUAAAAAAUAAAUAUAGAUAUGGUUUAGGAUUGAUCUAUCUCAAUUUCAAUGAGCAUUGAAAUGGUCCAUGAAUACUAAAGCUUCAAAACGUACCAAGUUAGUUUUCAUGUUGUGAUAUGUUAUGCAUUUUAUUUAAUGAUGUGAUAUGUUGUUAUGUCAU
This is a messenger RNA of Cryptomeria japonica (Japanese cedar), 1875 nucleotides long. RefSeq names its product adenylate-forming reductase 06235. The record is from RefSeq and is a predicted model, not a curated record. Lineage: Eukaryota; Viridiplantae; Streptophyta; Pinopsida; Cupressales; Cupressaceae. Bases 56 to 1621 code for a protein of 521 amino acids. The transcript has a single exon.